AUCACCUAACCUCAAUUUGCUAAAAUGGUGAACAAAAGCAUAACUAAACCCGCAGAGGCGCCCCCACAAUUAUCGGAGGAGGCAGUCGAAUCCUUCGAGGUGGAGCUGUGCUGGUGCAUCAAUCAGCUGAAAACAGCCCUGCGCCUCGGCAAACUAAACGCCAAGCAAAUUCAAGACCACACCAAAAGCCUCAACACUUUGAUGAGUCGCACCGCCCCCUUAAUAAAAAAGCGCCAGGUCAUGAGACUGUCGUUUGGAGACUACCGAAAGAAAAUGGGCGAGGAAGAGAAGCGGGUCAGUAAAGUGGCCCAAAACAUGAAGCUCACGGUGCGGAAACCGAGCACUAAAUCAACAUUCGUACGGAAAGCGUGCGGUUUUAAAUUCAAUUUUGAUAUUGGGGGGGAGACACCUGAGGCAAGUCGCGAUGAAGAACACCCACAGGGUACGCCGCACGAAGAGUUUAGAUUAAUGCCGACUGAUAAUAGUUUUAAGUUUAAUUUCGAAGUUUCCAAUUAAUACAUUUUUUUUAUCCGUCCGUCCGUCUGCCUGUUUCUUACUAAUUUUGUAAAUAUAUUGCUUUGUAAUAUUAAAAUUUGUGGAAGAGA
Messenger RNA from Photinus pyralis (common eastern firefly), 605 nucleotides. RefSeq names its product UPF0488 protein CG14286-like. Bases 25 to 516 code for a protein of 163 amino acids. The record is from RefSeq and is a predicted model, not a curated record. The transcript is spliced from 3 exons. NCBI's taxonomy places the organism in Eukaryota, Metazoa, Arthropoda, Insecta, Coleoptera, Lampyridae.